AUGUACGGUGGAACUCCGAUAGCUCCGCCGAUCCACUUGAACUUUUUUCUUAUCGCACCCAUCCCACCUCACCAUCUCCAAAGCAAAAAUCUACGAAGCAACGUCACUACCUCCAAAGUGCUGCCGACCCCAGGCUCCAAAUAUCCUGCCAAAAAGGGCCAUGACACCAACGCACACCGACUCCAGUUCCGCGAACUCCGCCCCUCCAUCCCCCGCAACCACCAUGUCCGCCGACAGCAACACCACACACCCCGCCGCGAACUCCCUCGACGACAUCUUCGGCUCCUCCCCCCGAAACAAGCAGCACCCUCCUACCCCCAGCUGCAGAGCGCGCACCCGCACCCGGAACCGGGGGCGAACCAUCCGACCUCCCCUCCCUGCGCCGCCAACACUCGGCGCGCAGCUAGGGAUGCGGGCGGGGACGGUCCUCGGGAUUCUAGAGGGGAUUUCUCGCGGUCUAGAGGAAGGGGGGGAGGCGUUGCGAAGAAGCCCGGUGCGCGGAGCGCGGGGCCUUCUACGGCUGCUCCGGAGGAAGGACGUCGGAUCGAAGCACGGGCCCGGGUCCGGGCGCAGGUGCGCAAGAUUUACGAGGAUGCUGUGAAGGCUUUGGAUGUGCAGGCUGUGUUUGCGGGGAGUGGUGGGCCUACGGGGGAUGCAGCGAUUACGGGGUGGGAGGAGAAAGUUGCGGUGCCGAGGUGGGAAGAAAAUAUGGAGGCAUUGGAGUUCAAGGAGGCUGCGGGGAAGGGCCAGGGAGAUGAGGGCACGGGUGACCGAAGUUGA
Penicillium chermesinum is the source of this 780-nucleotide messenger RNA. RefSeq names its product essential protein Yae1. Lineage: Eukaryota; Fungi; Ascomycota; Eurotiomycetes; Eurotiales; Aspergillaceae. Bases 1 to 780 code for a protein of 259 amino acids. The record is from RefSeq and is a predicted model, not a curated record. The transcript has 3 exons.